Trichechus manatus latirostris (Florida manatee) is the source of this 2658-nucleotide messenger RNA. RefSeq names its product RNA guanine-7 methyltransferase activating subunit (gene RAMAC). Bases 161 to 517 code for a protein of 118 amino acids. NCBI's taxonomy places the organism in Eukaryota, Metazoa, Chordata, Mammalia, Sirenia, Trichechidae. Gene Ontology annotation, molecular function: RNA binding. Gene Ontology annotation, cellular component: mRNA capping enzyme complex. The record is from RefSeq and is a predicted model, not a curated record. The transcript is spliced from 3 exons. Gene Ontology annotation, biological process: RNA 5'-cap (guanine-N7)-methylation.
GUUGUCGGAUACUGCCGGAAGUGGCUCUGUUUGGUUGGAGAGCUGAAGUGACCUCGAGUUCCGCUGACCGAGUUGCGGGUCCGAGGUGACUUCUACUGCGUCCGUCGCGGGCGGAGUCCGGCCCGAGCUGGAUAGACGCAGCCUUUGGCGGGAUUUCAGAAUGACUGACACUUCUGAAGAUGUUUCAAAUUUUGAAGAGAUGUUUGCCAGUAGAUUCACAGAAGAUGACAAAGAAUACCAAGAAUACCUGAAACGCCCUCCUGAGACCCCACCAAUUGUCGAGGAAUGGAAUAGCAGAGCUGGUGGAAACCAGAGAAAUAGAGGCAACCGGUUGCAAGAUAACAGACAGUUUAGAGGUAGGGAUAACAGACGAGGGUGGCCAAGUGACAAUCGAUCCAACCAGUGGCAUGGACGAUCCUGGGGUAACAGUUACCAGCAGCACAGACAAGAACCUUAUCACCCCCACCAGUAUGGACACUAUGGUUACAACCAGCGGCCUCCUUAUGGUUACUACUGAUAGGAUGUCAGCAGCUUUUAGUAAAACUAUUUUCUUUGUUAACAUGACAAAAGUUUGUGUGUGUCUUCUGUUUGGUCAUAGUUUUACAUCUGAUUUUAGAGAGUGGAUUGUUAAUUUUUUACAAUUUGAGACUUUUUUUUUUUUAAUAGGUUUUACUAGAGACAUACGAUGGUAGCUAGGAGUAAAUAGUCCCCUAAAAAAGAUUAUAUUGACUUCUACCUCAGAUUCAUCUUUAUUUCACAAUUUAAUAGUGCUUUGAGUUUGGUGUAUUUUUUCUGUGUUUGACCCCUAGGAAUUCUGACUUUGUUUUACAGAAAUAAAAAUUUUAAAUAGAAAAUGCUUGCUUUUACACUGUGAGAUAAGGAAGUGCCCAUAUACUCAGCUGUGCUCAUUUCUGAAAUUUUACAGAGAUUAGUACAGUCAACUUACAGAUUCACAGCUGUGCUUAUUUGUAAUAUACAUAACAUCAGUAGCUAAAAGGUAAAAACACUGUAGUAUCUUUUGGCUUUCAUUGUUAUGUGAGUAACACUACUUGUGGUUGCUUACUGUAUAGGUAUGAGUCAGCUCCACAAUCAUUUUGGUCUCUUUUUAGAGGGAAACCAAGAAUAAAGUUGUAAAAUUAGGAAGGAAUCAGUCUCAGUUUCAGUGUCUGUUUAUCUGGUGAUGGGUGGGAUUAGGGCACAUCAUUUUAGGUAAACUUUAAGACUUUUUGCUAACUUAAACAUCCAGCCAACCAACCAAUCAGUUGCUGUUGAGUCAACACCAAUUCUUGGUGACCCACUGUGUCACAGUAGAACUGUGCUCUAUAAGGUUUUCAAUGGCUGAUUUUUUGGAAGUAGAUCACCAGGCCUUUCUUUCGAGGCAUCUUUGGGUGGACUUGCACUGCCAGCCUUUUGGUUAGCAGCCAAGCAUUACCCAGGGUCUCCAUCUUAAACAUAGGAGGCCAGAAUUCACAUGCUAUGUAAACGUUUAACUAUGUAAUGUUCAAACUUUCCCUUUCAAUCAGAUAUAAGUAACGCUGCAUUUUGACUUUUUAAUUACUUUUAUGAUAUUCGAUGUGGCUUCAUUUUAACAAGUUAUAUUUGCUUCCCAGUGUACACCCUUGCUGGUUUCUCUUCUGUAUAUACAGUGAUGUUGUACCUACUUGCAGAAUGAUCAUUCUAUUUUAAAUCAUUUUACAAUGGUGUUUUUUUAAAUCAUUUUUUACAACCGUUUACAAUGGUUUUAUUCAAAUAACUCAUGUAAAAUUAAGCAACUUCACUCCCAAGUUUUGGCAGUUAGCCCAUUCAUUAAUGUGCUGAGCUUUUUUUUUUAAAUCAUUCUGACCUUCUUAUUUGUUGAAAAGCGUUUAUUCAGUUUAAAAGUAAUGUUAAGAGUACAAGUUUCAUCAUAGGUCAAAGGAAUUAAAAAAGCAUCUUCCUAUAUCUGCCUUCUGCUGUCUUCUGUCUUAGCAUACCACUCUAGGCCCUUGAGACUGACUUCAGGUACUCUCCAUGCUCUGAAUCCAUCUCCCCCCUCCACUCCCUCUUCCUGAAGAACUGUCUUUUCAGGUAACUUUUAUUGGAGAGGAUCUCAUAAACCAAUUCACACUGACGUGUUAAUAAAAUUUUAAUAAUAAGGGAAGGGUUUCCCUGCACUCCUCAGAUUACGUCAGUAGGCAACAAGCCACAUUGUUACUUGAAGACAGGCAGCCUUGAUACUAUAGAGCCUAGAGAGGCAAGACUGGCCUGAUUGCAUCCCAGGUUCUUCUCUGAAAGCAGAAGGGUUAUUCAAGAUAUUUGUCAACUGAUAAAGCACAGGCACUGACCAGUCAGGACAGCAGCUGACCAUAAUUUUGGAGCAGGAUCGUGGAGGCCCUCUGCUUUGCCAACUACUAACACUAAUUAGGGAAAUCUCUGGGGCAAGGUUGGAGCAGGGCAAUGCCUCAGAAAGCUCAGAAGAGAGGUUAUUUUCCAACAGUAUUUAAAUAUUUUAACGCCUGAACAGCUAGGGUGCAAAUGGCCUUACCUGGAAGGAUGGCCAUUAUAAGCAUCUUUUUUAUUAUUUUUUUGAAUAUUUGUUUUAAUUGUGCUUUAAGUGAAAGUUUAAUUUCUCAUACAAACAUUUAAUACACAUAUCAUUAUGUGACACUAGUUGCAGUC